Messenger RNA from Gopherus flavomarginatus (Mexican gopher tortoise), 6563 nucleotides. RefSeq names its product alpha-1,3-mannosyl-glycoprotein 4-beta-N-acetylglucosaminyltransferase A (gene MGAT4A). Gene Ontology annotation, molecular function: acetylglucosaminyltransferase activity. The record is from RefSeq and is a predicted model, not a curated record. The transcript has 14 exons. Gene Ontology annotation, cellular component: Golgi stack; endoplasmic reticulum-Golgi intermediate compartment; endoplasmic reticulum. Gene Ontology annotation, biological process: protein N-linked glycosylation. Lineage: Eukaryota; Metazoa; Chordata; Testudines; Testudinidae. Bases 457 to 1896 code for a protein of 479 amino acids.
GAGCAGGGACCGUAUCUCCGGAAGCUCCUCCCCGCGGGGGCUGCCCCCUCCCCGCGGAAUGAGGCGACGGUUAUUUCUCGCUGCUGCCGAAGCAGCCCAGUCGGCGCCCGCGCAGCCCGGGACUCGUGGGGGCGAUUGGCAGGUCCGCGAGCUCCGCUGCCCCCCGGCGCUGCGGGAUACCGGGGCCAAGGGAUGUAGCUGUAAAGAAAAUCAAGGGGUGAUGGAGUAGAAGCAUAAAGAAGUUUACUUUAUGAAGGCUAAUGAGUGAUUCGAGUAAAAGUUCGAAGCGAUGUGACUGCUGGACUGGUUUUACAGAGCUUUUGAAAUGAGAGAACUACAUCUCUCAUUCCUGUAGGUCAAGUGACGCUAAUGGUGGAAUAAACUGACUUCAGUACAAAUAAAACUGAUCAAUCCAAAUCGCAAGUACAAUAUAAACAAGUGUGAUGUUGAAAUGAGAUGAGGCUCCGAAAUGGAACUGUGGCCACCGUGUUAUUUUUCAUCACUUCUUUUCUCAGUUUGUCCUGGUACACUGCAUGGCAAAAUGGCAAAGAAAAGCUGAUUGCUUAUCAGCGGGAAUUUCAUGCUUUGAAGGAACGUCUUCGUAUUGCUGAGCAUAGAACCCUGCAGCGUUCCUCUGAGCUAAAUGCCAUCUUGGAGCAAUUCAGACGUGCAGUAGCAGAAACAAAUGGAAGUAAGGAUGCAUUAAACAGUUUUUCAGAUGAAACGCUGAAAUUGUUAAAAGAGCUAACAAGCAGAAAAUCUCUUCAAGUGCCAAAUAUCUACUACCAUUUGCCUCAUUUGUUGAAGAAUGAAGGAAGCCUUCAUCCUUCUGUGCAGAUUGGCCUGGGACGAACAGGCGUUUCAAUUGUAAUGGGAAUUCCCACCGUGAAGAGAAAAGUAAAGUCUUAUCUUACAGAAACCCUUCACUCUCUUAUUGAUAAAUUGUCUCCAGAAGAGAAACUGGAUUGUGUUAUGGUUGUCUUCAUAGGAGAGACAGAUCUUGACUAUGUACACAGUGUUGUAGCAAGCCUGGAAAAAGAAUUUUCUACAGAAAUCAGUUCUGGCUUGGUGGAAAUAAUAUCCCCACCUGCGACUUACUAUCCUGACUUGACAAAUUUAAAAGAGACAUUUGGAGACUCAAAAGAAAGAGUCAGAUGGCGAACAAAGCAAAACUUGGACUAUUGUUUUCUUAUGAUGUAUGCCCAGAAAAAAGGCAUUUAUUAUAUUCAGCUUGAAGAUGAUAUUGUUGUCAAGCAGAAUUAUUUCAGCACGAUAAAAAAUUUUGCACUUCAACUUUCUUCUGAAGAUUGGAUGAUUCUAGAAUUUUCUCAGCUGGGUUUCAUUGGUAAAAUGUUCCAAUCUCCAGAUAUCACUCUUAUUGUAGAGUUCAUAUUUAUGUUUUAUAAGGAGAAACCUAUUGAUUGGCUCUUAGAUCAUAUACUCUGGGUGAAAGUCUGCAACCCUGAAAAAGAUGCAAAACAUUGUGACAGACAGAAAUCUAAUCUACGAAUACGCUUCAGGCCUUCCCUUUUCCAACAUGUUGGACUGCACUCCUCCCUAGCAGGAAAGAUCCAGAAACUCACGGAUAAAGACUUCCUGAAACCAUUAUUACAUAAAAUUCAUGUGAAUCCACCCGCGGAAGUUUCUACAUCUUUAAAAGUCUACCAAGGACAUACACUGGAAAAAACCUAUAUGGGAGAGGAUUUUUUCUGGGCUGUUACACCAAUUGCUGGGGAUUAUAUCCUAUUUAAAUUUGACAAACCAGUCAACGUAGAAAGAUACUUGUUUCAUAGUGGCAAUCCAGAGCAUCCAGGAGAUAUUCUACUAAAUACUACAGUGGAGGUUCUGCCUUUUAAGACCUUAUUUACAAAGAGCAGAGACUUUCAUUCAGAAUAAAGCUUGGUAAAAGGAAGAUGGGUAAUCUGGAGGAGAACAGUGUUUACUCACCUACUUUUGUUUAGCUGCUGCUUUUAUUUUUAUUUUUUUUAAGAAUUGGAUUUUGGAGGAAUUGGCUUCACUCUGCUUCCUCAUUUUUCAUCCACUGAGUGUCCAGCCUUAAAGAUCCUGCACAAAUCCAGCUAAGCUUUAUUUUGGCAUCUUAAUUGUCAAGUUAAUAGAACAGAGUCUGAAACUUUUUAUUCCUUCUACACAAGUAACCUGGAUUUUACCUCAAGAUGGCAAUGCAGUGAAUAAAGUCAAUUCCAGUCUGUGGUCAGACUCUAACCACUGUACCUAUAGGAGAAUCUUUACUCUUUUUCACCACAAAAAAAAUUAUUCCAAUAGCGAAGACAUUACUUCAAAAAGAGGGUUAUUUCAGCAGGUAUCAAGAGUGAUCUAAAGUAUUUGUGUCUGAUCUCAUUGCAAAUGAUACACAUCUGAUGCAGAUAUUUUCAGCUGGAAGAACCCUGACCAUUGUGUCUGGAAGAUUAACAUAUGAUGAUUCAAAGUGAUAUCAGAGCAGUGGUCUUGCUAGUAUUCCUUUCUCCCCUACUUUAUUCCCAUCUGCCUCCCCCACACAAAUCCUACCUUCAACACUCCUGAGAUAUUACUUCACAAUUUUAAUCAAAACAAGACCCACUCUCCUCUCCCCACUUUCUUGUGUUGUGAGAGGCCUAAAUUAUUGAUGUUCAUACAUACAUUACAAGAGUGAAAUUAUAAAAAAGAAAUAACUGAUGAAAAUGCAAAAAUUAUUUAGAGAGCUGCAUAAUUUCACAAUGGAAAUAUCUUUAGCCAAAUUCAGAACUGGUAUAAACAGAUGUGAAAUGGAGUUGUACCCAAAUUAGGCCUAAAUUUGGCUCAUCAUAUUUACUCUACCCAGUAGAAUGUUAAUUUGAUUUAAGUUCACUAGUUUUACCUUGGAGGUCAGGUGGGAAAAGGUGGGAAACAUUUCAUACAAGAACAGGUAAAGAGUGUUGUAAAUCAGAUUAUAUCUUGAUAUCCCUUUCUCCUGAUGGUUGAUUCAUGUUGAUUAGUCAACAAUAUUUUUCUUUUAAAAAAUCCAUAUAUUUAUCAUGUAUACAAUUCUAAACAUUAUUAAAAUUAUUAAUUUUAAUACAGUUUACAUUUCAUCAUACUAUUUUACAUGUCUAAAUAAAGCCCAAAGAUGUAUAGAAAGACAACUAGAAGCUUAUAAAAGGGGCUAAAAUAUGUUGCCAACUCUUGUGAUUUUUAUCGUGAGUCUUGCCAUAUUUGUUGUUUUUCUUAAAUUCUUAGUUUCUUGAGUCAAGUGAUUACAUGAGGGUAUUAGCGUUUUUAAAGGAAAACAAAAAAUAAAGUAAUUUUCUAGCCUUAUUGAUUGCAGAGAAAACUUUGAAAAGUUUGAAAGUGGUGGAUGUGAUAUAUCUUGACUUUAGCAAAGUUUUUGAUACAGUCUCCCACCGUAUUCUUGCCAGCAAGUUAAAAAAGUAUGGAUUAGAUGAAUGGACUAUAAGGUGAAUAGAAAGCUGGCUAGAUGGUUGGCCUCAACGGGUAGCGAUCAACAGCUUGAUGUCCUGUUGGCAGCCGGUAUCAAGCAGAGUGCCCCAGGGGUCUGUCUUGGGGCCAGUUUUGUUCAACAUCUUCAUUAAUGAUCUGGAUGAUGGAUGGAUUGCACCCUCAGCAAGUUUGUGGAUGACACUAAGCUGAGGGGAGAGGUAGAUAUGCUGGAGGGUAGGGAUAGGGUCCAGAGUGACCUAGACAAAUUGGAGGUAUAUAAAAUCAUGAGUGGUGUGGAGAAAGUAAAUAAGGAAAAGUUAUUUUCUUGUUCCCAUAAUGUAAGAACGAGGGACCACCAAAUGAAAUUAAUUGGCAGCAGGUUUAAAACAAAUAAAAGGAAGUUAUUCACGCAGUCAGCCUGUGGAACUCCUUGCCUGAGACGGUUGUGAAGGCUAGGGCUAUAACAAGGUUUAAAAGAGAACUAGAUACAUUCAUAGAGGUUAAGUCCAUUAAUGGCUAUUAGCCAGGAUGAGUAAGGAAUGAUGUCCCUAGCCUCUGUUUGUCAGAGGGUGGAGAUGGAUGGCAGGAGAGAGAUCACUUGAUCAUUACCUGUUAGGUUCACUCCCUCUUGGGCACCUGGCAUUGGCCACUGUCAGCAGACAGGAUUCUGGACUGGAUGGACCUUUGGUGUGACCAUUCUAAUGUUCUUAUGGAGUAUUGGGCCAAAAGAAAUCUGAUGAGAUUCAACAAAGACAAGAGCAGAGUCCUGCACUUAGGGCAGAAGUAUCCCAUGCACCGCUACAGGCUGAUCAACUGGCUAAGUGGUAGUUCUUCAGAAAAGGACCUGGGGAUUACAGUGGACAAGAAGCUGGCUAUAAAUCAACAAUGUGCCCUUGUUGCAAGAAGGCUAACGGAAUAUUAGCCACAUCUGUGAUGCCAUAUCUGGAGUAUUGUGUCCAGUUUUGGGUCCCCUACUACAGAAAGGAUUUGGACAGAUUGAAGAGUCCAGCGGAGGACAACGAAAAUUAUUAGGGGGCUGGGGCACAAGAUUUAGGAGGAUAGGCUGAGGAAACUGGGCUUAUUUAGUCUGCAGAAGAAAAGAGUGAAGUGGGAUUUGAUAGCAGCCUUCAACUACCUGAAGCAGGGUUCCAAAGAGGAUGGAGCUAGGCUGUCCUCAGUGAUGGCAGAUGACAGAACAAGGAGCAAUGGGCUCAAGUUGCAGUGUGGGAGGUCUUGGUUGGAUAUUAGGUGGGUAGUGAAGCACUGGAAUGGGUUGCCUAGGGAGGUGGUGGAAUCUCCAUCCUUAGAGGUUUUUAAGGCCCAGCUUGACAAAGCCCUGGCUGGAAUGAUUUAGUUGGGGUUGUUCUUGCUUUGAGCAGGGAGUUGGACUAGAUGACCUCCUGAGGUCCCUUCCAACCCUAAUCUUCUAUGAUCUGAGGACUUGCCUACAUAUGGAUAUCUAGAAAAUUAAUCCAUAUUAACUAAAGGUGUGAAUUUGAAGUAGAAUUAGCUAAACCACAUUCACUUCCAAAGUGAAUUAAACUAAAUUGAAUUAAGGCCACUUUAAUUCUGAAUAACCCUAUCAAGCAAUUUUAUUAAUCACCAUAAAUUCCCCAGAGUAAAACCUUUGGAUUUAGUUCAUCUGACCCUGGAUGCAAUUACUAGACUGUUCACGUUUCUUUCUUCAGUUUCAUUUUUCUAUGUCUUUAUUAAAGAGAGCUUACUGGUAUCCAUCCCCUUUGUACAUGGAGGGUCUUUUCUAGAGGCACUGUGUAUUGAAGAAUUACAAAUACUGUAUUUUUCACAUGGAUCUUCAUCUCAACUAUUUUUUACCAAAAGUAAAUUAGGGAUUUCACAGAUCCCAGGAGAUAGUCCUCCCAUCAUUUUCUACAAACUCUACGCAUCCAAAAGCAAAGCUCCAGCAAAUAUUUGAUGUCCACCAAGCUGUUAAGAUCUACCUGGCAAGAAUGUAAAUGUAUAGAAAAGUCAUGCAGCAACAAGAGCGAAAAAAAGGCAUCUAAAGCAUUAAUUGCUAUAUAGCUGGAGUAUUGCAUUAAAGAAGCCUAUGAAGCAGGUUUACAGGAAAGAUAAAGCUCUUCAAACAAGGACAUUAUUUACUUCCUGGACUGGUAAAUUUUUUGUGUUGAAUAAAGGCGUUGGUAAGGCAGCAACAGUCACCUAAUUAAGCAUUCAACAGGCGCUGGGAAUUGGACACAGGCCUUGACAGAUGCUGCCUUAGUAGGAGGGUAUUGCAUACAGUACUAUGAUACCUAAUAAUCUCUUAAAGUAUCAUUGCUUCAGUAGUCUUGCUUGUGGCCUACCCUUCCUUGGGGCUUUCCCACUAUAGGAAUGGUGAGCCUAGGUAAGAAUGAGAAAGUUGAUAACUGCUGAUACUACUUCUCUGAAUACCCCGGCACAAUGUUCUGACCCACCUGUUAAUUGGAAGUAAGUAAAAGUUGUUUGAGGACAGAUUGUUCUGUACAUAGACUUACUCAAGUGGAAGUUGAUUGUUAAUUGUUGUUCUAGUGUUACAAACUGAGCUGUGUUUUAGCUUUGGAAGCAUUCUCAGUUUAUAGAAAAAGCAGCCAGCCCCAAUGUGGGCGAUAAGUUUCUGAUCCUGCCUCCUCAAACUGCAGAUGAGAACAAAAACCAACUACAGGAAUAUGAUAAGCCUGGAUACUCAAAAAAGAAAUCAGCAAGUAUCUGGUUUUUUUCUGAAUACAGCAGGCAGAUGAGCUAGGCCUAUUUUAAGAUUAAAGUAUGGUAUAUGGUUUCAUGAGUGUCCUUUGGGUGGGGAAGAGGUUACUUAAUCUGUCUCUCCCCAGAUCAGCUGCGGAGCAGGCUUUACCUGAGUGUCUUUUCUGUUGUGUAUGCCAGUAUCUGCAAUAUCCUUGUGCUUCAUCAUAUGAGUUUUUACGAGUGGUACUUUUCUCUUCUACCCUGAAGCCAAAUACAGUCAGUUCUGGGAUGGGUUUUUUUUUUUGUUUUGUUUGAAGAAAAGCCUGUGCUAUAAAUAACAUCUGUUUGCUCAUGGAAAUAGUAGGCCAGUUCAGAGUUUUAGGAAAGUGUUCUAAAUGCAGAACAAGGGCACCCACGUUUUGCUCUAGCUUGCAGAUUUAUUAGAUACAUGCAAAAUAAGUGCUUUCCUU